UUAUUUAUACCGCGACAAUCUCGUUUUCUUUGCAAUUUUCAAACUUUUUUACAGGUUAUAAUAAUGACAAGUAUGUCAAAUUUAUUUGUUUUUAAAACCGCAAAACAAUUUAGUACCUUUAUUCAAGAAAUAAACACUCUCAAAGAAGUGAUACGAUGUCCUAUGUGUGGAGAAUUGGUUGAAGAUCCUUUAUGCGCUUCGUGUAAUCACACUUUUUGUUCACAAUGCGUUUCAAUUUGCAACAAUAAUAAAUGUCCGAUUUGUAAAACUACAAUCAAACAAGUUCCAAUUAACAAUUACAUUAAAAAUUUAUUGGCAUGGCUUCGGAAAGUAGACACUCAAUUAAAAACAACUUUUAAUUGUGAUGUUUUUAAUUUAAAUUACGAUGAAAUUACAUUGAUAUUUAAUAAGAAUUUCUUAAAGGAUUCAAAAGAUGUGGUUGACUCAACGAGUAGUGUUUCUACUUUUGAUAAACUUCUUAAUUCAGUUUCGUUAAAUCAUCAUAAAAGUAAAUCAGUUAAAAAGUAUAUUAAAAAAGGUAAUAAUAAACUAAAUCUUGAGUCAGUUAAAGUCGAUGGGUCUUUAUCGAGGAAAGGCGAGUUUAAACAAGACGUUUUUAAGUGGUUAGGAAGUACAAAAAAUAAUUUUGAUCGUUUAUUAACACAAACUCAAGAUGCUAUUAAUGAAGAUUCAGAAGAUUUUUUAAGUUUACCGUCUGUUUCACAAAAGAUAACUCAAAAAAAAUGCACAGGGCGUUCAAAAUCAUUUGAAAUAAAGCCAAAAGGUCAUGUUAUGAAAUUGAGAAGGCGUUCAAAUCAAGAAUUAAAUCAUUCAGAUAAAGAAGAAGUUGUAAGAUUAUUGGAGGAAGAAUGUCUUGAUCGUAUUGAAAUGGAUUUGAAUCAAAAACCAGUGAAUAAAACAAGUAAUAGUAAAAGUGGUUGGAAAAGAAUGAAAAAAAUGAACAAAAUUUCUAAUAAAAAUAAAGGUAAAUUACCGGAAUUAAAUGUUACUUUAACAUCACCCUCAGAUAAUAAAGAAAAUAUUAAUAAAAAGCUUACACCUAAUCAAGUAAUUAGGGAUGAGAAAAUUAAUAAAAAUCGAAUUUGUUUUGAAAGCCCCAAUAUUAACAGAAAGAAACGCAAAUUAAAUGAUUUAAGUGAUAGUUCUGUAAUAUCUUUAAAUAAGCGUGUAUUAAUCGAUCAAAGCACACAAACUUUAUUCUCCAUCACCUCUACAUCCAUUCAAACCGAAUCGAUUCCAGAAAUUAAGAAAAAAAUGCGUGAUGUUGAUACUCAAACUGACCCAAUCGAUUUUAAUAAAGAAAAUAAAUUAAAAAAUAUAUCAAUACAAACAAUUACUUUUGAUACAACUAAAAAUGUCUGUACAAUUGAAACCCAAACUGAUAUUGAUGAUGAUAUUUUUGAAAUUAAAACUCAACCAAUUAUAAUAAAAAAACCAUCUCAGAAAAUUAAUAACGAAACCCCUCAAAAUUCUGCUUUAAUUGUUUCAUUAACAAAUCCAAAAAUUCAUUCGAAAGAAGAAUGCGAAGAACGUAUUGCUGAAAUGUUAAAGAAUUAUAAACGAAUUGUUCAAGUCGACUCAGAUAGCGACACUGACGAUCAAAAUAAACCCACUAAUAAUAAGAGCAAUAAAAGUAAUAAACUAAAAAAUAAAUACAUCAUGGACGAUUUAUCAGUUGAAAUAAUGUCUGAGAAUAUCGAUAGUACGAAAUCAAGCGAAAAUUUAACAUUAAAAAAUUCAAACAAAGUCGAUUACGAUCGAUAUUAUCAAAACGUUAUGAAAAAAUACGAAAAUAAUGAUGCUAAUAACGAACCUUCGACGUCUAAGAAAAAAACUGAAUCACAAAAUGUAUACGAAAGAUGCGACGCUAUGAUUAAAAAUAUCGUUAAUAAAUCACAAGCCGAUAAUGAACGUAAACCUAGCGUUAAAAGUAGUAAUAAAGAAAAUAUUGAGACAACUGAUUUAGAAAUUAUUGAAGAAUUUAGUAAAGCAUUUACAACACCACAAACUAUAACAAAUAAAUCGCAAAGUGAUCACGAUGUUUUGCCUUGUACAGAAGCUAUGAUGGAGAAUAUUGAUGUGGAAGAAUUGGAAAGGUGUUUUGAUUUAAAAGAAAAUAAUCGUUCCAAUGUUUCUUUGGAGAAAGAGAUAGGGAAGAGUGAAAAUAAAGGCAUUGACGAGGAAAAACAAAGUUCUAAUGUUGUUAUUUUACAAAAUGUUUUGAUGAAAAAGGGAAGAGGGAAUGAAACGGUUGUUGAAGAGGAAGAUCAUGCGAGUGCUCAUAGUGACGAUUUAUUUAAUAAUACAGAUGAUGAAGUUCAAGUUGUUCAAUAUGAUGAGGAUGUUGUUCAAGAUUCACCAAAGAAGGUGACAAAUGGAGGUUUAGAAAAGUAAGUUUAUUUAUUUUGAAA
Molecule: messenger RNA, 2432 nt
Organism: Onthophagus taurus
Lineage: Eukaryota; Metazoa; Arthropoda; Insecta; Coleoptera; Scarabaeidae
Source: RefSeq, a predicted model, not a curated record